UGUGCUCCUCAACCCGGCGGUCAAGGUCCCACAAUGGUACCAGACACCGUGGACACCUUCAUCAACUACAAGCCCUUCCAAAGCAUAUCCCUGAACAACACUUACGCACCCGGCUACACCACCAUCUCCAAAAACCUCACCUCUGCCGCAAAGAACCCCAACAACUACAUCGGCCUCUACUACCUAGACACCUACGACGUAUCAGCCUGCGCAGCAAAAUGCAACGAAGUCUCCACCUGCAAUAGCUUCAACAUCUACAUCGAACGCGACCCCAGCGUCAACCCGACAAAAAACGACUCCACCGCACCCACAGUUUGGGGAUACUGGUGUCCCAACCCCUCAUCGCUUACAAAUUACAAAUGUGCGCUUUGGGGUGAUGGCAUUUACAACUCUUCUGCUACCAACCAUGGUCAACAUCGAGGUGAUUUUGAAGUUGUUAUUGCUGGUAGUAAUGCUUUUGUCAAG
Molecule: messenger RNA, 465 nt
Organism: Aureobasidium pullulans EXF-150
Lineage: Eukaryota; Fungi; Ascomycota; Dothideomycetes; Dothideales; Saccotheciaceae
Exons: 1
Source: RefSeq, a predicted model, not a curated record